AUGGCGGGCAUCACAGCCAUUGAGGAGAGAGGAAACUACUCCAGCCUGCAGGACUUCACAGAUCAGCUGACACCUGGAGGGAACAGGCCCUUUCUCGAACACACAGCAACAGUGUGCUCCCAGGGACUGAAGCGGGGCAUUGGGUGUUUGAGGAGUCAGGCAGCUCUCCUGAUGGUUAUUGGCUUUUUGGCCUCAAUCUACGCCAACGUCGUACUCACUGUACUCUUGAUUGGCAUGCUGUUGCCAGGUGCUUCCCUGGAUUCUUCAUCUCUGGGUUUGAACUUCACCUCGGUUCAAAGACGUAACAUCCAGCUGUGUGAUGACAACGCCGCCCUGGGACAGAGCUGUUCAAAGACAGUUAAGCAGUGUAGGGAUUGUCCUGAAGGAUGGCUUCAUCUUGGGGAUCAGUGUUAACACUUCAGCAGUGACAAGCUGUACUGGCUGAACAGUAGAGAGGGCAGCCAUCUUACCAUACUGCACACUAUAGAACAGCAUGUGAGAGUGUUAAAAUAAGCCAGGAGGAUUGGUGUAUUUGAUAUCCACUUCUGGACCUGCCUGUCUUAUAUACAGAAAGAAGGAGACUGGAGAUUUGUGAGCUUACCCUGUCUAUCUCCCUUUCCUCAACUCUCCCUCUGUCACAGAUACUGGGAUCAGUGGAACUCAGAGCCAGAUAACCACCAGUAAGGCAGGGGACAUGGAGAGGACUGCGCCACCUUAGACAGCCACUCAAAGACAUGGUUUGAUGUUCCUUGUGAUCACAGUUAUAGACGGAUCUGCCAUAUGGAUGCCAUUCGGCUCAACUGAAUCGUCCUACAACAGAAAAUAGUGCAGAACUGGAAAGUCUGAAAAUGACACACUUUCUGGGUUGUGACAGACAAUGCAAAAAUGAAUGGACACCAAAAGGUAAUUUUUGUGACAUGCAACAUAUGCACCCCCGACCGCAGGAUAAGCGGUUGACUACGGAUGGAUGGAUGGCAACAUAUGCUCAGGAGAGUUUUUUACUGAAGGUGUAGUUCAUGGAAAUCUGUGCAUUAUGUUGAGAUGUUACUUGCUGAAGGAAAUAAGUAUCAUGAAUGACAUGUACUCUGCAUACCUACUUUUAAGUAAAUCUAUAAUGAAAAACAUUACAUUAAAAGAAAAUAUAAAU
Messenger RNA from Micropterus dolomieu (smallmouth bass), 1147 nucleotides. RefSeq lists its product as uncharacterized. Lineage: Eukaryota; Metazoa; Chordata; Actinopteri; Centrarchiformes; Centrarchidae. The record is from RefSeq and is a predicted model, not a curated record.